GGAUGUUGUCUGCGUCUCCACCAAUCAUAGAGGAGACAUGAAAUGCAUUGUGGGUCUACUACUGAAGCUGGCGGUUGUCAGUUGUUUUGGUGAACUAGCUGCAGAUGCUGAUUUGUCAUUUGUCAGCCAAUGUCUGAUUUUCUUGGAAUGAAGCUUGUGAUAAAGACUAGUUAGCAGCACACGCAGGAUGGAUUCCUCUGAAGCAGAGGCUUUAACACACAGUGACAGAAGAGAAGACACUGCACCAAGCACAUCAAAUACAUCAGGUCAAGGGGACGAUGGACCGAAGCCAAAGAGGGUAUCUUUGAAGAGGACUGCUGAUCAGCCUAAAAAUGCAAAAGCCAAGAAGAAGAAAAAGGCCAGAGUCUCCAGGCCAGCGCCACUUGGCUACACUGUCCAUCAAGGGGAAGAUAUGCUUCUUGUCAUAUCGAGUUCUACUUCUCAGUACGAUGGUUCAGCCUGGACUCCCCCAAAGAAGGGAAGCAAAAAGAAGAAGCUAACUAAAAGAAAAGGGAAAAUUGUUCAUAUUAAGAAAAAAAAGACAGCCCGUGCCAGACCUAAACUGGCAAAUACUCCAGUUGCCAAGGACAAAAAGGACACUAAUUUGUUUGUUCCACAGAAAGCAACAGACCACAGGUGGGGUGAAAGUCUUCCCGAGGAGGUGCUUAUCAAUAUUUUUCAGAUGGUGGUUGUCCAAGAUGGCGCUGUACCUUUUCUGUGCAGGAUGGCCAGAGUUUGUCAUCUGUGGAACGCUGCUGCCUCCAGUCCGGUCCUGUGGCGUAAGGUCACUGUAGGUCAUUGCUGGAUUGCACCAGGGAAAAACCAGCUACCUAAAACUGAGAAGAUGAUUAAGGACACUAUUGACUGGUUGGCACAGAACAGAUUCUCCCAGCUACAAGACUUCUCUCUCUGUCACUGGACAAAGAAUGUCAGCUAUGCUGUAGAGGUUGUGUCGCAGUUCUGCCCUCACCUUCGCUCCCUCAAGCUUUCCUACUGUACAGGCCUGACAGCAGGGGCCUUCCAUAGCCUUGGUUUGCACAGCCGGUCUCUGCAGAGCAUAAAUCUCCAGUAUUCAGAGUUUCAGGUUGAAGGAGUCCUGGAGUUCCUUGAAAAUCAUGGGAGCCAGAUAAAGCAAAUAUUGUUCACUCAUGGACUAAAGAAUGACAGACUUCUAACUGCCAUCACCAGGGGCUACUGUCCUGAUUUGGAGUUGUUGGAAGUAAACACAAAGCUUGACAGUAAAGACUGUGAACUUCCAGUUUGCAUCCAGGCACUACAGAUGGCAUCACCUAAACUCAAGACCUUCCGGAUGCUGAAUGUCAGACCUCUGCAUAAGACAAUGCGUAAUGGUGCUGAUUCGACAUUAGGCUUCCCGUUACUGGAGGAGCUAUGUAUCGCAACUACGUCUUAUUCCUAUAUGACCGACAAAGAUUUGUGGGACAUUCUCUUUGGCUCCACCAGGCUGCGGGUGCUGGACCUGCGAGGCUGUUCACGAAUCACACCAUCUGGCCUUGCAACACUACCAUGCCUCGAGCUCGAGUGUCUGUUCUGGGGACAGUAUUUUAGCAGCAACAUUGGGUUGUCGUCACCAAAGGCGGGGCUUCACAUGGUGACCCGGAAAUGGAGUCAAACACUGCAACAGCUUGACAUUGCAAAUCAGCUGUUCACUGAGGAGGACCUGGAGUUAGCAAUGAGUCACCUUGCUCAGGCAACAGAGGCUGAGACCCUGCGUUCACUCAACCUGAGUGGGACCAGGAUCACACCACCUGCCCUCAGGUCUGUCAUCGGCCAAAUGACUGCUCUUAGCUACCUCAACCUUUCCUCCUGCCGUUAUCUUCCAAGAGGACUGAAGAGAAUUUACCGUGGCCAGGAAGACAUUCGUCAACUGCUGGACAAAUUGGAGUAGUUCAGAUAUUCGUUUGAUUCCAGAAAUCAUAAACCGAAUUUAGAAGGCAUACAUCAAUAUCUUAAAACAUGCCUCUUUGUGGAUUUGUUGUUCAAGCAUAGACUGUAUACUGUAUAUAUCUUUAUAUACAGUUUAUGUGUUUAAAUAAUGUGGAUAUUCAGGUGUUUUUGUAAAUGUUAUAUAUGUAUACUGUUCACACAGAACAAUUCAUGCAACUUCGAAGCAUUCAAGCACUCCUUACUGUUGCUAAAAAGCUGAGACCAAGGGUUUGGAAUCAAGAAAAAAAAACUUUUGCUGCUGUAUUAAUAAUAGGUCAGAUAAGAGUCAGUAAAAGCACAGUCUACACGUAGCUUAAGGAGUGACACUGACAUGUUGGAUUUGAAUACAUUUAUAUGAAUUACCUAAAUUGUAAACCUACAGGGACAUUCAGUUGUGUAUACCAGAAUUUCUUGAAUGCAAUUUUUCACUGCUUUCUUACACUAAGUCACAGUAACAUCUUUGUCAAGAGAUAUUUGAAAUAAAAAAUGUCUAUCUUGUUAAA
Molecule: messenger RNA, 2447 nt
Organism: Micropterus salmoides (largemouth bass)
Lineage: Eukaryota; Metazoa; Chordata; Actinopteri; Centrarchiformes; Centrarchidae
Gene: fbxl6
Product: F-box and leucine-rich repeat protein 6
Exons: 10
Coding region: 188-1906 (572 amino acids)
Biological process (GO): SCF-dependent proteasomal ubiquitin-dependent protein catabolic process
Cellular component (GO): SCF ubiquitin ligase complex
Molecular function (GO): protein binding
Source: RefSeq, a predicted model, not a curated record